Molecule: messenger RNA, 945 nt
Organism: Euleptes europaea (tarantolino)
Lineage: Eukaryota; Metazoa; Chordata; Lepidosauria; Squamata; Sphaerodactylidae
Product: taste receptor type 2 member 39-like
Exons: 1
Coding region: 1-945 (314 amino acids)
Biological process (GO): G protein-coupled receptor signaling pathway; sensory perception of taste; detection of chemical stimulus involved in sensory perception of bitter taste
Cellular component (GO): membrane
Molecular function (GO): G protein-coupled receptor activity; bitter taste receptor activity
Source: RefSeq, a predicted model, not a curated record
AUGGUGGCUUCCUUAAUCAUGACAAUCGGUUUUACACUGCUGGUUAUUGAAACACUUGUUGGAACAGUAGCAAAUGGAUUUAUUGUCUUCAUGAAUUACAUUGACUGGUUCAAAAACAGGAAACUAUCCCCAGCUGACCUGAUCCUGACCUGCCUUGGCUUGUCCAGACUUGCAUUUCAGGCAGUAGUGUUUCUGGAUCAAACUAUGUCUUUCUUUUCUCUGAGCACUCAUGUUUGGAAUUGCCUAUAUCUAAUGAUUCCCAUCACCUGGAUUUUUGCUAACACUGCCAAUGUUUGGUUUGCCACCUGGCUCAGUGUUUUCUACUUUGCAAAGAUCGCCAUCUUCUCCCACCCCAUUUUCCUCCAAGUGAAGCAAAGAAUCUCUGGACUGGUGCCGUGGUUGCUUCUGGGCUCUGUUGGUCUCUCUGCUAUUACGACUAUUUCUGUAGUCAAAACCUGGAUCGAUGGUUUCUCCACACUCAAUUGCUACUCAUGGCAUUUGAGCAUUAAUGGUUCAGAAAUGAAAACAUUUGACUCAAGUAGGUAUUUUGUUAUUCUAGCCACUGUCCCAAAGGUUAUUCCCCUUCUGAUAUUUUUGUCAUCAUCCAUCUUGUUAAUAACCUCUCUGUGGAAGCACACAAGACAUUUACAACGCAAUGGAGUCGGAGUCAGGGAUCUCAACACUCAAGCUCACUUGACGGCCAUGAAAGCUCUGGCUUCCUUCUCUGCUCUGUACCUGUCCAGUUUCCUAGGAUUCACUGCACAGGCAAUACUGAUCUUGAAUAACAUGAAUCACACUUGGCAAGGGAUGCUGACUAAUAGUGUUAUUGCGGCUUAUCCCUCUGGACAUGCUAUUAUUCUGAUAUUAAUUAAUCCCAAACUAAAACAGACAUGGGUCAGGAUGCUACAUCACUUGCAAUGCUCUUUGAAUGAAAUGUCAUCUUAA